AACGGUUUACACAUACCUGACAUACCUGUAGCCCUUUUAUAAAGCAUGAUGACAAAACUCUCCUUGCAUUGGGUUGAUUGUCUUUUCCACCUACCUUCCAAUUCACAACGGAACAAAGAAUGGCCGUCGAGACCUACACGAUCCUCCCCACCAACAAAUACAACCGCCCACCUCCACCAUCGACAAUAGCACUUCAUGGCCUGGAUCUCCUCAAUCCCCCCAUACAAAUCCAUAAUCACCGGUUCUACCACCGCCCGACCAACACGACUUCUGAUGUAAUCCACAAACUGAAAUCUUCUCUUGCCGAAGCACUCGAGUUGUAUCCACCAGUUGCAGGAACUGUGCAAGCCAAUGAGGAGGGCGAGCCGUACAUCGCGAUGGAUGCCGAAAAUAUUUUGGGCACACCUUUUCUGGUCAACAUGAAAGACACGCCGUAUGCUGGCGAUACGGAGGAUUUAUCUCCUCGAACUGUCAUGUUGCUGCCUCCAUCCUCAAGCACAUUAGCAGUGAAAGUAACUCAGUUUUCCUGCGGAACCAUAGCCGUCGCCGCCUCCAUACACCAUCAGGUCGCGGAUCUACGUGGCUUUCUCGAUUUCCUUGAACUCUGGGCUCAGCUCGCUCGGGGCGAAGCUGUCGAUUUUACAAAAAUUCCAGAUGAUUGGUCUCAUAAUCCUGGUCGAUUUUUCCCGGGUCUGAUCAGUGAAUCGACAGUACCCACGUCUCCGCCUCCUCCAUUCAUGGUCCUUCCUGCUCCCGCAACCGGGCCACCUCCAUUUUUAUUGGCACCAUCAGAGAUUACAAGAUGGAAAUUCACCAAAAGUUCCAUGGAGCGCUUGAAAAGUGAUUUCUCGCCUUCUGCUUCUGCUUCUGCUUCUUCCAAAGAACACAAGUCUGAUCUGUGGAUUUCAUCGGGUGAUGCACUUGCUGCUCUUCUCUGUGGUGUCAUCACACGCGCUCGCAACAAUGCAAAUGUGGCAAGACUGCAGGGAAGAUCUAGCUUAGAGUCACAGACCGAGGAAAUUGCCAUGGCCGCUAAUGGUCGAGACAGAUCUCCUCUAGACAUGUCUGGACGAUACUUUGGAAACUUCAACACCCUUUGGAGCGCCACCGUUUCUCGCGCCGAUCUAUCAUCCCCCAUUUGUGAGUCAGGUUCUCGUGUCGCUCUCGCAAUUCGAAACGCUUUAAAUCUUCAACUUUCGCCAGAAGCCAUUGCCUACAAGAUUUCAUUUUUCGAAGCUCCCCAAAACACCCAACCUCCCGGUCGUAUUGAUUGGUUUGCAGAUAUCAUAUUGACCAAUUGGUGUCAGUUCGACUUGCAAGGUCCAAAGUUGGAUUUUGGUUGGGGAAAACCUUUUUGUGCAACGGCCGGCGGCGGUAGUGUCUAUCCGCCUGGAUAUUGCAUGAUGACGCAGGAGAAGGAUUCAGGAGAUGUUUUUGUUAUGAUGACAGUGGAAAAGGAAGGUGCGGAUGGGUUGAAAGCUGACUCAUUGUUGAACAAGUAUGCAACACCAGUCCCGGUUCAUCCAAGUUGUUGAUCGAUCUCAUAAUAAACAGCAACUUCAAAAGAAAAAGAAAAUAGCUUCUAUAGGUGAUAUUUGUUGAC
This is a messenger RNA of Gamsiella multidivaricata, 1603 nucleotides long. Its product is annotated as transferase. The coding region runs from base 120 to 1535 and encodes 471 amino acids. The record is from RefSeq and is a predicted model, not a curated record. The transcript has 2 exons. NCBI's taxonomy places the organism in Eukaryota, Fungi, Mortierellomycota, Mortierellomycetes, Mortierellales, Mortierellaceae. Gene Ontology annotation, molecular function: acyltransferase activity, transferring groups other than amino-acyl groups.